UGCAAGAGAUUUCAAUUCCACAGACCGUUCUCGGGAGAUUUCUGCUGUUUUUCAUUACUUUUCUGGAAACUUCUCUUCUUCAAUUUCCAUUUUCCAUUACCAAUGUUGUCGAAGAAGAAGCACAAGCAAACCACUGCUUUUUACCAUAGACUCACUUCUCUCUUUCCCAGAAUGCCCCUCCGACUCCUCAAGACUCCGACUCUCUCCACCGCCAAAACCCUCCUCCUCCUCCUCUCCGCCGCCUUCAUCAUCUACACUCUCUUCUUCAACCCCUCCUCCACCGCCCCUUCACUCUUAUGCUCUCAUUCUACUCUCUCUCCGACCACGCGCCGCCACAUAGUCUUUGCCAUCGCUUCUUCCUCUAACUCCUGGUCCCGCCGCAAGCCUUAUGUUCGUCUCUGGUACCGCCGUAAUUCGACGCGUGCUUUUGCCUUCGUUGAUCGCAUUGCACAUGAUUUCGCUUCUGCUGAUCCUUCCGUUCCGCCGGUGAUUAUUUCGAAUGACACCUCUAGGUUCCCCUACACUUUCCGUGGAGGUCUCCGAUCGGCGAUUAGACUGGCGCGGGUGGUGAAGGAAGUCGUUGAACGUAAUGAGCCGGAUGUGCGGUGGUAUGUGUUUGGGGAUGAUGACACUUUGUUCUUUGUGGAUAAUUUAGUUAAGACGUUGGGAAAAUAUGAUCAUGAGCGGUGGUAUUAUAUUGGGAGUAAUUCUGAGAGUUAUGGACAGAAUUUGAAAAAUUCGUUCGAUAUGGCGUUUGGUGGUGGAGGCUUUGCGAUCAGCGAUUCACUGGCUAGAGUUUUGGCUGGGGUUUUGGACUCAUGCUUGACUAGGUACGGGCAUUUGUAUGGAAGUGAUGCUAGAAUAUGGUCGUGCUUGGUGGAGCUUGGAGUUGGCUUAACGCACGAACCUGGAUUUCAUCAGGUCGAUAUGCGGGGAAAUUUAUUUGGAUUGCUAUCUGCGCAUGCAUUGUCACCGAUAGUUUCACUUCAUCAUUUGGAUGCCACGGAUCCGAUAUUCCCAAACAUGAAUAAUACGCAGGCCCUGCAUCAUCUUUUCGAAGCAGUGAAUGUGGAUCCUGGCAGGAUUUUCCAGCAAAUUGUGUGCUAUGAUCGUUCUCAUUCAUUGACUAUUUCGGUAUCGUGGGGUUUUGCUAUUCAGGUCUUUGAAGGCAAUCAGCUUCUCCCUGAUCUACUUUCACUGCAAAGAACUUUUAUGUCAUGGAGAAGGGCUGCCACCAUUGAUAUGAAUCGAUACAUGUUUAACAUGAGAGACUACCCUAAAGAUCCCUGUAAAAGAAAUAUCUUCUAUAUGCAGAAUUUAAGAAGUAGUAAAAAUAAUGCCUUGACUAACUAUACUAGGAAGAUAGUCACUGAUUGUCCAGUGUCUAGUGCAAUUAAGAACCUGAGACAGAUUCGAGUGUUCUCCCAGAAGUUGGAACUUGAAGUGGAAGAGAUGAAGGCACCACGUCGACAAUGCUGUGACAUCCUUUCCGCUUCCAAGGAAUCGAUGCUUCUUGAAAUUCGACAAUGUAGAGUAGAAGAAUUAAUAUCUAUGUACUUCUAACCAUUUUUGUUGGUUUGUUUGGGAAGGAUAGAGUUCUAUAAAAAUUGACCAAUGGUUCCUUGAGCAGUUUAAAGCCAUUUGGACUUUGCUGUGAGUCCUGUCUUCUUAAUUUAAGGCAGGGGAGAAAGUGGGCAUGCUUUCUAAUCUAACCGGAUAUGUACUUGAAAGAAAAUGGUUUCAAGUUUCUUCUGGCAUUUUGAAUUGCCAUCCCAGGUUGUUCAUCCUUCAUCUUCUGAGGUAGAAGUUUCCAUUUUCUGCUUAACUGAGCAAAUGAUUAGUUAGUGAAAGCCAGGAGCAGGAUGAAGUUGUUUUUGGUUAACCUCUUGUAUAUCUCUUUUAAGUUUAACCAUUUAUAAGAAUCUCUCUUAUAGAAGGUGACUUCUGCUGGAAGAAAUUCUAAUAUUUUUCCUGCAACAAAGUUACUCAUAUCUUUUUGGGAUUCGUAGGUUACACUUUAGCUUAGUAGAAGGAAUAUUCAAAAGUGAAAUUUCAUA
Molecule: messenger RNA, 2057 nt
Organism: Benincasa hispida (wax gourd)
Lineage: Eukaryota; Viridiplantae; Streptophyta; Magnoliopsida; Cucurbitales; Cucurbitaceae
Product: glycosyltransferase (DUF604)
Source: RefSeq, a predicted model, not a curated record